This is a messenger RNA of Angiostrongylus costaricensis, 651 nucleotides long. Lineage: Eukaryota; Metazoa; Nematoda; Chromadorea; Rhabditida; Metastrongylidae. The record is from the annotation of a GenBank genome assembly.
AUGGUGAACGGCGACCGGUUGAAUGAUGAAACUCUUGACCUCGCGAUCGACAUCGGAGUAGAUCCAGAGGAAUGGUGGAAAGUUGCGCGUAUAACAACUCCGACCCUGUGGGAGUUCUUCCGUGACUCCAUCAGAAAUCCAAAACUGAUCGUCAUGCUUGCUAUAAUGUAUGCUCGCUUCGAUGAUAUUAUAUGGAAAAUCAAAGCCAACACCAAAUGGUUGCUGAUAAACUACGAUACGAUGUCCGUGAACGAUCCGGAAGUACUCGCGCUGGCGUUGCCGGCCCUGACAGGCGUCGCCAGCGCUUCAGACCUGUCGCGACUCUUCUCCCUGGCCAUCGACGGCUCUUUGCUGAGCAAUCGUACUCUGAAGACGAUCAGCUCGCCGACGCUUGACAACUGGUAUCUGGAGAAGGUCACACUCUGGCCAAUCAGAAAAGGUCACGGGUUCUUUUAUGAGAAAAAUCCGCUGGUACCGGGUGCAUUCACGUUCGGACAUCCUGGCUACGGUGGUCAAUUUGUACAUGUGGAUCCUGCAAAUCAGAUGGUACUCACUUACGUAUCGAAUGGUUUGAAGACAGGCACCGGAGAAGUGUGUACCACGUAUAUGAGGUUGCUACAAUCCACUUACAAUGCACUCAAAGCUCAAUAG